GGCCACCCUUCAGCAAGAUGAAAUAUGACUCCAAUAAUCUGACCUAAAAGUACGACCAAGCCCGGCCUCAGGCGUUCAGAGUCAUUCUUCAUCAUAUUCACUCACUUUUUGGGAGUUCCUACGCGAACCUCCGCCCUCAUUGCUGACCAACAACCACGACCGACUACUGUUCAAACCAUCCGAACGUGGCCAGACGUGUCGCAUUAGCAACUUCGACAACCGCAUACAGGGAAUCACAACACGCCCUUAAUUUUACACAAACAUAUCAGGGUGAGAUGGCAUCACAGGGCGCUGGUUUCGCUUUCGACAUGUCCAACAUGGAUUUCGGCACAACAUUCGCCAUUCCGCAACUUCACCAACAGCCAGCUUCGAAACCUGUCGAGGGUGAUACUUCGACUUCUUUCUUCUUCGGCGACGAGGGUAUCGACACCGGGUCUUUCUGCACUGACACAUUCAACCCGGCAAUGUUAUCGUUGUCCCAGGAGCAGACCUACCUGCCACAAAUCAUGGACAACACUCUAGGAAACUCUUUGGCGACGACGGCCUGGGACGACCAGCUCGCCCCGAAUACGUUCGACUCACUAAACACGUUCAUGCCCCUGACACCUGCGCAGUCGUUCGACUCUGUUUACCCGCACUCACAGCUCGGUUCUGCCCUGGGCAAGAGGUCUUUGCAACUCGAUAUGCACGACUUCCCUGUGGCCAAGCGCCAUGAAUCUCUCGGAGAGUACACUACCAUCUCUCCGUUACAGUCUUCGACGGCGACUACCUCAAGCUGGACGUUUGAUACUCAACCUACGCCAGCCUCCUCCAUGGAGAUGGGUCUUUCGGAUGAGGCUGCCGAUGUAUGUACCAUGUGGUUCAACAAGUACGCGGUCUUGCCCAGCGAUAAGCAUAUAGAGUCACUGAGCCAGCUGACUGGCGAACCGGCUCCCGCCAUCCGAAGCUGGUUCGGGCGACUCAUCAAGCAGGGCAUGGGUGACGGCCACAAUUCCGACUCUGCCUAUAGGUCACAGACGGCCCUCAACCAGCGAGACCAGUUCUGGAACGAGCCGCUGCAGGCCGAUCCCCUCCAGCAAACACAGUCAGGGCCACACCAGCAGCAACACGAGGUAACCACCAUUCCAGAGGUUACCCACAGCCACGACACUACCACUACCAGUCCACCAGCUACCACCCUUCGAGGUGGUAAGAAGCGCUGUGCGCCAACAAACGACGUCGAAUUACUUACCAGAGACCCCAACAAAAUCUACCAGUGCACGAGGAAGUGCGGCAAGCGUUACGGGCGGAAGUGCGACUGGAAGAGGAACGAGGAAGAGGGCUACCCAUGCAAGUCAUGGGUUUGCAGCUUGUGUACGAGCGAGGGUGUGCAGAAUGUGAAGCCAUGCUUCAGGAAGUACCACUUCUCGCAGCAUUUCAGGAAUAUCCAUCCUGGCCUCAAUGCUGAUGACCAUGACGAGUCGAGCGUCGUCUGCUCCGAAACCGAAUUCCCAAGGAGGUGUGGGUUUUGUCGACACAAGUUCAGUUCAAGGCAAGAGCGCAUCGACCACAUCGCGGACCACUUCAAGCAGGGCAAGUGCAUGCUCGACUGGACAGACGACCACAAUGAGGAUAACGAAGAUUCCGAUGACAGCAACGACGACGACAGUCGACCUGGCGACGACGGCUUCGACGGCAGCAAGCCUUCCUAUCAUCCACCUGGCAACAACUCUGGAGGCAGCCCUGACUCCAAGUACUAUGGUGGUAGCGGCGGUAGCGGCAGCAACGGCGAUGCCUCAGGAGGUGGCUUCUUCCAGUUCCAGCUUUCACAACUCGAGGGCGGCCAUACCGGUGAUCAGUGUUCAAUCGGAGAGCAACUCAUCAAACCAGUACUUCCUACCCAACACCACCAGCGACUCGUUCAAUCAGAACUUCCUACCCAUGAUUGCGAGCAACACUCGGAACCGAUGCCCGAUCCGGGAGAGCCAGGCUCAUGUGUACCACCCUCUAUACCAAAGAAGCAUGUAUCGUCAGAGGGAGAUGCUACGGACAGUACAGAUACCUUGGCCCGAGAUGAUGUUUCUGGCACCUUGAUUGAGGUACCACGACGACGUUCAUCUCCCAAGACCAUGCAUUCCCCCAGCGGCGUAACCCUAAAUGCAAUUUCACUAGCCACGUCGUCCGCAUGCGGCAUCUGCCCGCUUCUAACGCCGGCUCAGGACAUGCAGUUGGCUACCACGCGCCAUAGUCCGGACGUAUUCAAACACAGUUUCAAGACGUUGCAGAAUACUACAAUCCCAGUAGACGCGCACUCGUUCCUCAGCAUCAGACUACUCGGCGCAGGUGGUUUCAGUACGGUCGACGAGGUCGUACAUCGCGAGACAAACUUACGUCUUAGUCGAAAAACACUGAAGAACCGCGACCAAUCCGCCAUCGAAGAGUUGCAGAAGGAGGUGAACGUACUCAAGAAACUACGCCAUCCCCACAUAAUCCGACUCCUCGGGUCGUACUCGAUGGGUGAUAGGAUGUCGAUCCUCCUUUCUCCUGUCGCGGAGACAAAUCUCGCGCUAUGGCUCGCUCAACCCACUGUACUGAAGCCGGCCAAGCUUUCUGGAAUGGUCGCCAAGAUGGGCGGCUGUCUCGUAUCGUCAGUCCGAUACCUUCACGAACAACGACCGGCAAUUAGACAUGGAGAUAUCAAGCCUCAGAACAUCCUAGUCAUGCAGGGCGACCAAGGCUUCCCUCGCGUAGUACUCAGUGACUUCGGCACCAGUUCGUCUGAUGAGCUGAACAUCGGACAAUCCAAGCCACUGACACGCCAAUACAUCGCACCGGAGGCCCUGAACGGAACCCCCCGAAAGGAAGCUGCUGAUAUCUGGAGUCUGGGGUGUGUAUUCCUCGAGAUGAUGACUUGGGCACUCGACCAACGCAACGCCAAAUGGCUCGGCGAGCGUGCGGGUAAAUGCUACUGGCAAGACGUGUUAGGCCUUCAGGCUGGACUCGAGGAUCUCCUCCUGGAAGCGCCGACUCCCAAGGAGCAAAUCGCAGUCCGCACGGUCAAGGCUAUGCUGAGUGCUGAACCCGAGGAGCGACCAAGUGCAGCGUCGCUGAGCAUGACGUUUACCCCUGCUUCUUGCUGCCUUAACUGGGCAAACAACGAGGCUAUCUUCCCGGGACCGGACGAAGAGCUCCUUGCGGCAGAACUGGCUGGCCAUGAACACGGCAUCGAUUGCCAGCAUCAAGUUGACUUGAAUGGCACUGGCAAACCCAACCAUGGCGUAUUCAUCAACGAUGGCAACCUGUCUGAACCAAACGCGAACGUCCAGGACGAGCUUGAAGAAUCCCCAGACGUCAACAAGCAGCUAGAAGGAUUUCCCGACGACAACCACUUGUUUAGGAAACACGCCUUCGACAACGCCAAACACUGGCUUGAAGCAUGCACCCACACGCACGACACCUGCCGUCGCCCCGACACCGCGAGCAACACCGACGCCCUCCCCACCCGCCUAGUAGACAUCCACCCCCUUGGACAGGACAGCCCCUACAUCCGCGCCAUCAACAGCGCCACCCUCACCCCUCAAACCGCAUACAUAGCCCUAAGCCACGUCUGGGACCCCACGGAUACCAUAUCCCUAAGCCGCGACUUCCUCAAAACCCAACACCAGGACUUCCCCCGCGCCGCCCUGCCGCGCACGUACAACCGCGCCAUCCACGCCGCGCACCGCUUGGGGUACAGAUAUAUCUGGGACGACCGCCUAUGCAUCAUGCAAGAUUGCGAGGCAGAUAGACGCGUGCAAUGCGCGCGCAUGGCGUCUGUGUUCCGCAACGCUGCGUUGACGCUCGUGCUCGAUCAGCUACAUACGAACGACAAAGACAGUAGCAACGACAAACACCGCAGCACAACCGCCCACAACCCAGUAAUCCCGGACUCCGUCCUAGCAGCCCCGGGCUUCGCAUGGGACACGCGCGCGUGGGCCCUGCAAGACCGCCUGCUUAGUCGGAGACUGCUGCGUCUUGGGACGAGGCAGAUGUACUGGGAGUGUGGCGCGUUGAGGGCGUCGGAUGUUUUUCCGCAAGGACUGGCGCCGCUGGUUUGGGAGAAGGUUCAUUGUUUGCCGGUGACGAGGAUGACGGCGAAGAAAGAUGCGGCGUGUGCAGCGCCUCAUGAGUGUGCAGCGCCUAUGGACGAGCAUCGAGAUGCAGAUCGAGAUGAAGAUCGAGAAGCAGCGUCCGAAGCGCGUUCUGCGCGGGCGUGUGUGUAGUGUUGGAUGCGGCUUGGAAGUAGGAAGUAGGAAGUAGGACUACAGUGUACGGAAGAGGAUAUGAAGGGAACGGCGUUACUUUGCACAUUUGAUUUCGAGUAUCUUUUCAUCAUCGGUGUUUUGGUGUUGAUGGGUUCAAUCUUGUUCAAUCUUGUUCGAUACAAUACUAUCACAUCAUAUCAUGUCAUAUGCAC
Messenger RNA from Dothidotthia symphoricarpi CBS 119687, 4435 nucleotides. RefSeq lists its product as uncharacterized. Gene Ontology annotation, biological process: protein phosphorylation. NCBI's taxonomy places the organism in Eukaryota, Fungi, Ascomycota, Dothideomycetes, Pleosporales, Dothidotthiaceae. The transcript has 4 exons. The record is from RefSeq and is a predicted model, not a curated record. Gene Ontology annotation, molecular function: ATP binding; protein kinase activity. The coding region runs from base 276 to 4241 and encodes 1321 amino acids.